UGAGUUCCUAGUAGUACCGGCAAGAUGAAGGUACCCUUACUUCUCAGUUUUCUUGCACUCGGUUUGAACUUCCCAAGUCUGUGUGAAGCCGGGUGUCCCAGUAACUGCCAUUAUAACGGUAAAUGUAAUGUUAGACAGUCUACCUGUCAUUGCUAUGAAGGGUUCACGGGGUCGGAUUGUAACACUGCUUGUGGAUGUAAUGGUCGUGGUACCUGUUUAAAAGACAAUACAUGUAAAUGUGAUGAAGGGUGGAUCUAUUCUGGUGGGCAAUGUAUCUGGGAUUGUCAUUGUUCUAAUGGGAUUGUCAUUGUUCUAAUGGUAAGUGAUAUCUUUACGUCGUAUAGUCUUACAAUUGUUGCUGAUACGUCGUGUCUAAAACAAUGUAUCUGGGAUUGUCAUUGUUCUAAUGGUGCCAAGUGUAUAGGGCCGGGAGAAUGUGGAUGUAGUCAACCAUGUAAAUAUGGAGAUUGUAGAAAUGGACAAUGUCAGUGCUGGAAUGGAUAUAAAGGUGUAGAGUGUUCACAAUAUGAUCCUACUAUAAUGACUAACAAUGGUAUUAAGAUGGGAAUGAACCUGGGCGGAAUCAGCUACUAUUCAUCGGAGCUGAAAUUCGUGGACAUCGCCAAACAGUCUCAAGAGUGGAUCACACAGCGCGAUGGUCAGAACAGUUGGGAUACCAAGGAACAUGAUAUAAUACAAUGGACCACUGAUGGUUAUCCGGCAUCACUUCCAGACGGAAUGCGAGUAGCCAAGUUGGUGUAUCGUAAUUUUGGGGUCCAUGAAGAGAAUGGUCAAUAUGCAAUAUUAUGGGAUGGAGAUGGUGAAGUUAGUAUCAAGUUAACAAAAUAUAAAAUAUUAUCCAACCAAAAAGGUAGAAUGGUGGUCGAAUUGAACCAUCUAAAUAAAGGUGGUGUUUUAUUAGUGGUUGGAAACAUCAACCCUAAAAAUCCAUUACGAAAUCUCCGAAUGAUAGCACCGGGAUAUGAACAGAUCUAUAACAGGUUUCCAUUCCACCCUGUCUUCCUGGAAAAUCUUAGACGUUACUCGGAAUUAAGAUUCAUGGACUUUUAUGCCACCAAUGGACACGGUCCCGAGCCGACAACCUGGUCCAGUAGAUACACCGAUACUUUCCAUACCCAGGCCGGUAAACAAGGUGGAGCGUUAGAACAUAUGAUAGAUCUAUCUAAUAGAUUAGGUACCAACCCCUGGUUCUGUAUACCCCAUGCUGCCGAUGAUGACUACAUCACCAAGUUUGCCACCAUGGUCCGAGAUAAACUCAGACCAGACCUGAAGAUAUAUGUAGAAUAUUCAAAUGAAGUAUGGAAUGGAAUAUUUAGACAGACCAAGUACACUCGAGAACAAGGAAUGGCACUAAAACUAGAUUCAAGAGAUUUUAAAGCUGGUUUGAAAUAUUACAAUAAAAGAUCCACCGAAAUGAUUCUUCUCUGGAAUAAGGUAUUUGGAUCUAAUGCUAAAGACAGGGUGUUUGGAGUGUGGGCGUGGCAGACAGGGUAUCAGGAUUAUUACAGACAGGCUAUUGAAGAUCUUGGUACUAGAGUUCAAACAUUUAGAAAUAUCGCUAUUACUGGAUACUUUGAUUGUUCUCGUGUAGCUGAUAAACAUGCCAAGGAACUACCCCAGAUGAAUAUGACUCAGAUACAACAAUAUUGUAAAGCUGAACUUCCCAAGAAAGAAGCGGAAUUUAAACAUUAUAUGGACAUGGCAAAGGCACAUGGUGUAGAAUUAGCGAUGUAUGAAGGUGGUCCUGGCGUCAUGGAAAGUAGCGCCAUCGCACAUUUCGGACAGGCCAAUAAAGCUACAACUGAGAAGGCGAUAGCAUUUAAUAAAGAUAUCCAUAUGGAAGAGAGCGUUAUGGACGUUCUUAAAUUGUGGAAUAAAGUCGUAGUCAACGAUCCGGCUACCAAACAUGGUGGAUUCUUCAACUAUUUCUCUUACACCAGUACACCGUCUAAAUACGGUUCAUGGGGAAUGUUGGAGUAUACUGGACAAGAUCCUAAAACAGUGGCUAAAUUCAGAGGAGUUCAGAGGUUUCUAACGUCUAUUUAUAGUACUGUUCCACGAGGUCCUCGGUGUUCGUUUAUAAAGAAUAGUGCCAUGGCGUAUGGUUGCUACAAUACUGCUGGUAAAUUCGACUGUGGUAUGACAGAUGACAAUGGUAGAACUUGGAAUAACUUUAAUGUACCAGAACGAAGUCCAGGUGAUACUUUGGUACUAGACGGUUACAAUAAAAAGAAAGAUUUAGUCUAUAUUAGAGUCACUGAUAACCUUGGAGCCAAUACUUAUCAUGUUUAUAAUCUAAAAUCUCAACAGUGGACAUCGUCUACCAACUUCCUAUAUUAUACAGAACUAGCUGAUAGAGAUAUUCUCCCUCCACAGUCUAAUAGUAACUACCUGGGAUUAGAUUCACAUUUUAAUUGUUAGUAUAACUGGUAUUAAAAAUAUUAAAAAGUGCUCAUUACAAUUGUAGAGCGU
Lottia gigantea (owl limpet) is the source of this 2493-nucleotide messenger RNA. RefSeq lists its product as hypothetical. Bases 25 to 2442 code for a protein of 805 amino acids. Lineage: Eukaryota; Metazoa; Mollusca; Gastropoda; Lottiidae. The transcript is spliced from 16 exons. The record is from RefSeq and is a predicted model, not a curated record.